GGGUGUUUAAAAACUAACUCAGGACAAUAGCAGCGAAUGAGCGCUUAAUUAAAUUAAUUAGUCCUUCUUGUCAAUCUCGGAUUAAUGGCCAAUAGCGACGGUACUGCCGAAUGUUUUUGUACUCCUCUCCUCUCUCUCUCCCGUAUCAGUGUAGGGGAAGGGGGGCUCAUCCCGGCAUCCUGAGGGGAGGUAAUUUGCACGGAUCAAGGGGGCAAGGCGCCGCAAAGUAUAAAUACUGUGACUUCAAUAGAGGAUCACCAGCAGGUUCCCAACUCCGCAACCAAAGGAGGAGGAAUUGGCUGAGAAGAUAAAUCUUUAUACAUUUUUUACCUUUUCCAGAGUUGGCAGCAUCACCUCGUAUUAUUUUCAAGGGACUGACUUUAAAACGAGCCACACCAUUGAUGUCUUAAGCUGUCGUGGAGCAAAGGGAGAGAGUGUGUGAGUGAGUGUGUGUGAUUUUUUUUUUUUUAAGAGGAGAGAAACCAGUGAUGGAAGAGCUCACCGCUUUCGUGUCUAAGUCUUUCGAUCAGAAAGUGAAGGAGAAGAAGGAAGUGAUAACCUACCGGGAGGUGUUGGAGACCGGCUCGACGCGAGCAGGAAGCAGGGAGCCUCUAUCCGCGGAGCCGGGGAGCCGAGAGGAAGCGGCCGUCGUCACCCGGAACGUUGCGCUUUCGCCGGGCAGGGAAACGGACAUGCUCGGCCCGGAAAGAAUCAGGGACGCCGGGAGCCCGAAACUCAUUGACGGCACCACGGAGGUCAAGGAGAGGAAAGAGGACUCGAAGCCCAUAGAGGACGAGACACAGACUAAAAUCAAACAGAGGCGAAGCCGGACUAACUUCACAUUAGAGCAGCUCAACGAGCUGGAGCGACUCUUCGACGAAACCCAUUACCCGGACGCCUUCAUGCGGGAGGAGCUUAGCCAGCGGCUGGGACUGUCAGAGGCCCGAGUGCAGGUUUGGUUCCAGAAUAGACGAGCCAAAUGCAGGAAACAGGAGAACCAGUUACAUAAAGGAGUCCUGAUUGGAGCAGCGAACCAGUUUGAGGCUUGUCGUGUAGCGCCAUAUGUCAACGUGGGGGCUUUACGGAUGCCAUUCCAACAGGAUAGUCAUUGCAACGUGCCGCCCUUCUCCUUUCAGGUGCAGGCGCAACUACAGCUGGACAGCGCCGUGGCGCACGCGCAGCACCACCUGCACUCUCACCUGGCGGCGCACGCGCCCUACAUGAUGUUCCCCGCGCCGCCGUUCGGGCUUCCGCUGGCCACGCUCGCGGCCGAGUCCGCCUCCGCCGCCUCGGUGGUGGCCGCGGCCGCCGCCGCCAAGAACACCAGCAAGAACUCGAGCAUCGCCGACCUGAGACUGAAGGCCAAAAAGCACACGGCCGCGCUGGGACUGUGACGCCAGGGAGACGCGGGCACCCGGCGCGUGCGCACGCUCCCUGACGCGUCGACGCGCCUGAGAGACGCUGAACGCAAACUCCAUGGACAGAGCGAGACGAGAUAUCCAUGGAGGAUAUUUAUGUUUCCUUUUAAAAACGAAGAACCACGAGUAUAACUAUAGAAUAUAGGCUAUUUAUGAGACAAGGAACGGACAAUGAACAAGACUGAGACUUAGCCUACGCGUUUUGGAGCGGUGGGACGGACAGCGGAGCCUCGCGGGGCACUUCUCUGCAGGGACCCCCCGUCGACGAGGAAGGCGCAGCUGGGACGGUCGAUACUUUGUCAAACAAGGCGAUCCAUUCUGCAGUUCUGUUCUGUUUUAAUAGGCUAUAAUAAUAAGAUUGUUAUAACUUCAUUUUGAACCUAUAUAGAGGCUGGCCUCGUUAUAUUUGAAAAGAAAAAAAAAACGUUCUCUGUGAAAGGACAGAGCGGGGAUUCUUUGAGAAAACAGAAACAAACAGAAAAGACAGCAUUCCAGGUGUUUCUCCUCCUUCUGUUUCUCGUGCUAAUUCUCAGCAGCAGCGUUUGCAUGAGUUUGUCUUCAUGGAUGACGUCCUCUCUCUCUCUCUCUCUCUGUCUCUCUCCCAUUUCCCUCUUUCCUCCCCACUCUGAGGAAGGGCAACUCUCACUUGAAUGUUUGGCCUAGUUGACCUUGUUUGGACCUCCUCUGGUGAAGGUGAACCUGGGCGGCAUACCAGAAAUGUGAGAUUAUAAUAUAUGUGUAGGUUAUACUGAGCUUUUUGUCAGAAUAACCCGAUCUAGUGUCCAUAUUUACAAGGUGGUGAUCUGUCCUCUUUUGAAGGAGAACAUUAUGUUAUAAACGCCAUCUUUACCACGGUUAACAAUAGAGGACUGUAUGGAACCGGUACGGACACAUGUAAAAUAUGUUUAUACACGAGAAACAUGCAUUAUUUUUAUUAUUUAGUGGCUUUAUGAAUGCCCUUGUUCAUUUUGUAUUUCCUUUGAUUUCCGUGUAUGAAAAUCAUGUGCUUUCUGUAUGUAAUUUUGAUGUUUUUAUAACAGUGAAAGUGAACUUACCUGAGGCACGGGUUUCUAAAAAAGAAUAUUCAUUCAGUUGUUUUACUUUUCUUCCAUCACAUGUGAAACGUGAAACCACCCAAACAAAUGUUUUUCGUUUCUAUAAUAAAUUAACAAAAGUUUCUCUAAUGCCUUAA
This is a messenger RNA of Betta splendens (Siamese fighting fish), 2610 nucleotides long. It is a transcript of the gene shox2, whose product is annotated as short stature homeobox 2. Gene Ontology annotation, molecular function: DNA-binding transcription factor activity, RNA polymerase II-specific; sequence-specific double-stranded DNA binding. The record is from RefSeq and is a predicted model, not a curated record. The transcript is spliced from 5 exons. Lineage: Eukaryota; Metazoa; Chordata; Actinopteri; Anabantiformes; Osphronemidae. The coding region runs from base 489 to 1394 and encodes 301 amino acids. Gene Ontology annotation, cellular component: nucleus. Gene Ontology annotation, biological process: regulation of transcription by RNA polymerase II.